Candoia aspera is the source of this 3597-nucleotide messenger RNA. It is a transcript of the gene HDX, whose product is annotated as highly divergent homeobox. The transcript has 10 exons. Lineage: Eukaryota; Metazoa; Chordata; Lepidosauria; Squamata; Candoiidae. Gene Ontology annotation, molecular function: RNA polymerase II cis-regulatory region sequence-specific DNA binding; DNA-binding transcription factor activity, RNA polymerase II-specific. The record is from RefSeq and is a predicted model, not a curated record. Gene Ontology annotation, biological process: regulation of transcription by RNA polymerase II. The coding region runs from base 108 to 2189 and encodes 693 amino acids.
GGAGGCGCUGAUUUCAUUGUGUGACGCCGGGACCGACCCAGCCGAAACCGGCUGAAUUCGGAGCCCUGGGGCCCCCCGUAGCAGCCCCGCCUGCCCCGCAGAGCACGAUGAAUCUGCGUUCUGUAUUUACUGCAGAACAACAGAGGAUAUUGCAGCGUUACUAUGAAAAUGGAAUGACAAAUCAGAGUAAAAAUUGCUUUCAGCUCAUAUUACAGUGUGCCCAAGAAACUAAGCUGGACUUCAGUGUAGUCAGGACGUGGGUUGGAAACAAAAGAAGAAAGAUGAGCAGUAAGAAUGUUGUGGAUUCUGGAGGAAGUCCAUCGGCAACUGCCACCAGCACGCUGACGAUGCCUCCAGAAGUGGCUGUUCAAAAUGUGGUCAGCAUAGCCCGUUCCCAGAGUCAGCAGUCAUCAUGGACCUCCUCAAAUAACGAUGUCAUAGUAACUGGUAUCUAUAAUCCAGCUGCUUCAUCUGGCAGACUGGUAUCCACUAAACAGACCAACUCAUUGAUGAGUGAUCUGCAUAAAAAUUCUCUUUCAAGGCCAGCUGGGAAAAACGAUCCUGAAUUUCAGCGGCAGCACAUUGCUGUGGCACGGCAAGCACCCCAUUGUAAAAAUGCCUCGCUUUUCCUGGGAGAAAAAACAAUUAUCCUCUCGAGGCAGACGAGCGUGCUGAAUUCAGGAAAUUCUAUUUAUAAUCACACUAAGAAAAGCUAUGGUGGGUCUUCAGUUCAGACUGCAGAAUUGGUGUUACCUCAAAAGCCUGUGCUGUGUCACCGACCAUACAAAAUGGAUCAGGUGGGGUGCCAAAGGUUGCAAAAGCCCGAACACCCCAUCCUUGCUUCUUCCGUGCCAUCUGGACAGAGGUCUAACAUUAGAGAUCCUUCCUGCAGUACCCACAAUUUGGAAAUCCGAGAGGUUUUUUCGUUGGCUGUUACUGAUCAGUCACUGGGCGGAAGCAGAGAAAAGUCCCUGGCCUCUUCAGGAGAAGGCAGUUGUUUGUCUAUUGCCAUGGAAACCGGGGAUGUGGAUGAUGAAUAUGCUAGAGAGGAAGAGUUGGCAUCAAUGGGUGCCCAGAUGCAGAAUUACUCUAGGUUAAGUGGUACAUCCCUCAGAGUCGAGAAUCCAGGAUCGGGUUUUUCUGGAUCAGGCAGAAGCGUCAGUUGUGGUUCACACAUGCUGAACUCAAGGAACUUGCAUGACAAUAUCCUGUAUCAUAAUAGAGACUACCGCCUGCCUCCACGGACUUCGUUGCAUAGCACAUCCAGUACACUCUAUAGCAGUUCUUACCCAUCAAGAAGUAAUAUUUCUUCUCAUUUUGCAGCAUCCAAUCAACUAAGGCUAUCGCAGAACCAAAAUAAUUAUCAGAUUUCAGGAAACCUUACUGUGCCUUGGAUUACUGGAUGUUCCAGGAAAAGAGCAUUGCAGGACCGUACACAAUUCAGUGACCGAGAUUUAGCCACCCUUAAGAAAUAUUGGGACAAAGGCAUGACCAGUCUUGGAUCAGUUUGCCGAGAGAAAAUUGAAGCAGUUGCUGCAGAGUUAAAUGUUGACUGUGAAAUAGUGAGGACUUGGAUUGGAAACCGGAGACGAAAGUAUCGUCUAAUGGGAAUUGAAGUCCCUCCUCCUCGAGGUGGCCCUGCUGUUUUUUCAAGUCAGUCUGAUUCCAGUGAUAAGUCAGUACCCAUUCCAGGAGAUGAUACUUUGACUGAUAUAGGAGAUGAUAAUGACAGGAAUGAUGAAGUAUCCAUCUGCUUAUCGGAAGGAAGCUCCCAAGAAGAACACAAUGAAGUUCUUCCAAAUGAAGACAUUGGCCACAAAGAAGAGGACCACACUACUGUAUCUUCAGAUAAUGUGAAAAUAGAAAUAAUAGAUGAUGAAGAAAGUGAUAUGAUAAGUAAUUCUGAAGUGGAUCAAAUGAGCUCUCUUCUGGACUACAAAAAUGAGGAAGUAAGGUUCGUUGAAAGUGAACUGGAGCAUCAAAAACAGAAAUAUUUUGAACUUCAGGCUUUCACGAGAAGCUUGAUACUUGCUGUCAAAACAGAUGAUAAAGAACAGCAGCAGGCACUUCUAGCAGAUUUACCUCCAGAAUUGGAAGAGAUGGAUUUCAAUCAUACAUCUCCAGAACCUGAUGAUACCUCAUUCAGCUUGUCAUCUUCAUCAGAAAAAAAUGCUUUGGACAGUUUGUGAUCUUUUGACAAAGGAAACAACACAGCAUACUUUGUCUAAUGUGUAUGUUUUGAACCAAUUACAUUUUGUUAACCAAUAUCCUUAAAUAUGAAGGAAGAAGUAGGGUGGGAAGGCAGGCAAGCCAAUUGUAUAUUGAGUGCUUUUUGAUAGUAUCUGCAAAUUCAGAGUUUUGUUGUUGACAAAUGUGAAAGCUACUUGAAAGCUGCUUCUAGCAGCUAUAUCUUGAUGAUGGUACCUUCAUAAUAACAUGAACUUAAUAAUAAGCUCCUGACUUAAUGAGGGCACCAAGAAUGGAAGAACAGUAGUCAAUUAUGUUAAUAAUUCAACAGUCCUUCCUAAUGUUAUCCGUCAGUCCUACAGUGUGAUAUUUUGCCUUUUCUUGUUCUUUUCUCCUUCUCAGGUAGGUGGACUGAUCAAUGGAAAUUAUGGGUUUCAAGAGAUCAGCGGGGAUAAUUUGGGCCUUCAUUCAAACAAUAAUCAUUCUAACCAGGGAUCAAACAAAGUAGUAUUGGUCUUUUUCUUUUUCUGUAUAUAGCAGCAAACCAUUGUAUCUUCUCUUCAUUUUGGAAUGAUGAAAUAUCCUGGAAUAUUUUCAUUACUGAAAAAGCAAAUCUAUUUAUCUUAGCUCUAAUAAAUUAUUUUGUGUAUAUCAGCAGAUGGAUGUCCCCCCCCCAAAAAAACAGUUGACUCUUGUAAGUGCACAGUUCAGAAAAACCAUUUCCAGCAGCACAGCAUUCCCCUUUAGUACACUGUAGAGAUUGGUGAUAAUAAUCCUAGGAAUAAUCCAUACUCUUGUUUGAAGUUCUGGUAGAUGCUUGUGGCUUACAUACAAGCUACUGGUCCAUGAGCAAGCCUCAUAUAAAAAUUUCAUGGAAAUAUAAAAAGAUUUGUAAUUUAAAUUUCCCCUUCAAGUGUGUUUGGUGGAAAUAGUGACUCAAGAGAAGGAAAAACUUCAUAAGUGGUGUGAGAAAUUUUGAUGAAAAUUCCCCCCAAGGGGAAAUUCUUCUGGAAUUGUAAUGGGGAACAGCUGCUUAGUCCAUAUACCUGUUAAGAUAAUUAAAACAAACCAGCCAGGAAUCAAACACUAAUUUAUGAAUUAGCUCUGGAUAGGAUUUAGCAAAUGUACCACACAUUUAUGCAUCCUGGCUUAAAAUUUACUUUGUUUGAUUUGUUAGGCAAUUAGACCAGAACUCGGUGACAAAUACAUUGGAGUUCUCCGUCUUUGCCGUGUGCAUCAAAAUCCUGCUCAGAAUAACGUCUCAGAGUCCAGUGCAUAAUUUGACCAUUGUCCUCUUUUUCAACUUCUGCUGGAAACAGAGUCUGUUUUAAUCUUAAACAUUUUUAGAAUUUUGAUCUAAACUUAUGUAUGUUGUGUCUUAAAUAGGAUAAUGAAAAUGUUACUUACCAA